AUGGACUGAAAAUGCUGCCUUGGGCCAUACUACUGUUGAAUAUAAUGCUAGCGGGUGGCAGCCUAGCACAAGAAUUGCCAGAUUAUGUGCUACCCCUUUCAGUGCCCUUACAAGAUAGUGAUUCGUUCGACUACAUUGUGGUGGGCGCGGGUGCCGCGGGGGCCCCGGCGGCAGCGCGGCUGGCGUUAUCCGGCGCAAGCGUUCUGCUGGUGGAGGCCGGCGGCGACCCCAAUCUGAAUACUAGGAUUCCCGGAAUGUACUCGACACUACUCGGCUCAGCUCUAGACUGGCAGUACCCAACCGUCACUAAUAACGUUUCAUGCCUCUCACAUUCGGACAAACAGUGCCGCUUUAGUCGAGGAAAGUGUCUUGGCGGAUCCACCAGUAUCAACUUCAUGAUGUAUGUUCGAGGUAACCACCGGGAUUACGAUGAGCUCGGUAUCGAGGGCUGGGCCUGGAAAGACCUUAAACCCUACUUCCUAAAGUAUGAGGGCUUGCAGGACUUGGAUAAGUUACCUUAUAAUUCUCUUUCCUACCACAACACCAGCGGCACUAUGAAAAUAGGAUUUUUCGCCGACUCUGAAAACAGUUGGCAUUCAAGGACCAUAAAAGGUUAUAGAUAUCUUAAUUUCCCUUUUAACUAUGACGUAAAUGCUAAAUCGCAAAUCGGAAUAUCACAAGUAAUUGGGUACGUAAACGAAGGCGAGCGAAUGAGCACGGCGCGAGGUUACCUGACACGCGACGACGUGAAAUCAGCCCUAAAGGUGACUAAGAACACGUACUGCACCGGCGUUAUCCUGGACAAACACAAUAACGCUAUAGGCAUCAAGGCGGUGGUUGGGGAUGAAAAGCAAAAUAGAACACUUCAACUCUACGCGAGAAAAGAAAUAGUUCUUUCAGCGGGUGCGAUCGGAACUCCGCAAAUUUUGAUGCUUUCUGGUAUAGGGCCGGCUUCUCAUUUAAACGAUCUGGGCAUUCCGGUGCGCGCUGAUUUACCCGUGGGCGAUAGCCUAACUGAUCACGUGUUUCCACAGAUCUACGCAUCGGUAAAUCCUGACACAUCAAUGUCUUCCCAAAGCGAAGCCAUGGAAAGGUGGUUGUAUAAUCGCACAGGGCCCCUCGCCUCCAUCGGGAUUACCGCCGUAACAGCAUUCCUCAACACACGCUGCUAUGACGUCAGCCAACGGAAACUCAUUUACAACAGCCCCGACUGCGAAAUACCUACCAUGCAAUUAGCCAAUUUGUACCUCGACGUUGGGUUGAUUCAAUCGAAUUUAGGCUUUAACAACAUCGCGCAACAGCUUAUUGCCGAAAACAAAAACAAGUCCUUAAUUUUACUUGGUCCUUUGGUGCUGCGGCCAUUUUCCCGCGGCAACAUUCGGCUCGCCAGCAGUGAUCCUUUACAAAAGCCAUCUAUUUUCCCAAAUUACUUAUCUGAUGAAAGGGACGUUGAUGAGAUGCUGUGCGGCAUAACGAUCGUGGAGCACUUGAUGCAAACACCAGAGUUUAAGGUGCAAAAUGCGUCUAUCGUCCACCUAAAGUUGCCUGACUGUCCCGAGUACGAGGAUGACCGUGAAGGGUACUGGCGCUGCUACUGCCGGCACUUAACAACCUCGUUGCUCCACGCAGUGGGUACUGCGCGGCUGGGCCCGGUGGUGGACCCACAACAGCGCGUGCAUGGCGUGAAGCGCCUACGAGUGGCAGACCUAAGCGUGCUGCCGGAGGUGCCGCGCGGCAACACUGCCGCCGUUGCCAUCGCAAUUGGAGAGCGCGUCGCUGACUUUAUCAUAAAAGACACCGAUAAAUACCUAUUUGAUUGAUAAACAAAA
Cydia fagiglandana is the source of this 1829-nucleotide messenger RNA. RefSeq names its product glucose dehydrogenase [FAD, quinone]-like. Gene Ontology annotation, molecular function: oxidoreductase activity, acting on CH-OH group of donors; flavin adenine dinucleotide binding. NCBI's taxonomy places the organism in Eukaryota, Metazoa, Arthropoda, Insecta, Lepidoptera, Tortricidae. The record is from RefSeq and is a predicted model, not a curated record. The transcript has 3 exons. Bases 12 to 1820 code for a protein of 602 amino acids.